ACUACUAAAAGCAAUCAACAAUCCAAAAUGGUUGCACCAUCAAGUUUCUUGGUUGCUUUUAUCUUUCUCUCAUUCUUUUUUUGUUUUUAUCCUCAUCACGCAAUAGCUCAACAUGCUGUCAAGCCCGUUACGAGACACUAUAAGUUUGAUAUACGAUUGCAAAAUGUGACAAGACUGUGUCAAACCAAAAGCAUAAUAACCGUCAAUGGGAAAUUCCCGGGCCCAAGGAUUAUUGCUAGGGAAGGUGACCGGUUGGUGAUCAAGGUGGUGAACCAUGUAUCAGACAAUAUUACUAUUCAUUGGCAUGGAGUUCGACAAUUUCGUAGUGCAUGGGCUGAUGGGCCAGCUUACAUUACUCAAUGCCCCAUUCAAACGGGCCAAUCAUAUGUCUACAACUUCACCAUUGUUGGUCAGACAGGAACCCUUUGGUACCAUGCCCAUGUUUCAUGGAUUAGGUCGACCCUUUACGGGCCAAUUGUCAUUCUCCCAAGACGUAACACUUCAUACCCUUUUGUGAAACCUUACAAGGAAGUCCCCGUUAUAUUUGGUGAAUGGUGGAAGGCCGAUACAGAAGCCGUGAUCAACCAGGCCCUUCAGACCGGAGCUGGCCCAAAUAAUUCAGAUGCUUAUACCAUUAACGGGCUGCCUGGGCCACUAUACAAUUGUUCUUCACCAAAAGAAACUUUCCAUCUCAAGGUGAAGCCCGGGAAGACAUACCUUCUUCGUUUGAUCAAUGCUGCCCUCAAUGACGAACUCUUUUUCAAAAUCACAAACCACACAUUUACGAUUGUCGAUGCUGAUGCAAGUUAUGUGAAGCCAUUUACAACAGAUACAAUCUACAUUACACCAGGCCAGACAACUAAUGUUCUACUCAAGACCAAAAACCUCACCUCAAACGCCAAAUUCUUGAUGGCAGCCAGACCCUAUUCCACUGCAGCUGCAGGAACAUUUGACAACACCACCGUUGCAGGUGUUCUCGAGUACAACGCUAAUAUGAUGUCAUUCACCAAUGCUUCCAUCAAAGGCCUACCCCUGCCUUCACUCCCUGCUAUAAAUGCCACUUCAUAUGUAGCCAAUUGGACCAAUAAAUUUCGCAGUUUGGGAAAUUCACAAUUCCCAGUAAAUGUUCCACAAACUGUCCAAAACCGUUACUUUUUCACUGUCGGGCUAGGGACUGACCCGUGUCCCAAAAACCAAACAUGUCAAGGACCCAAUAAUAACACCAAAUUUGCAGCCUCAAUCAACAACAUUUCCUUUAACACGCCAACUAUUGCACUUCUUCAAGCGCAAUACUUGGGAAAAACAAAUGGGCUUUUUUCCACAAACUUCCCGUCAUUCCCUCUUAACCAAUUCAAUUACACGGGCACCCCGCCUAACAACACCAUGGUUUCUCAUGGGACUAAAGUCGUAGUCCUACCAUACAACACCACGGUGGAGCUGGUUAUGCAAGGCACCAGCAUUCUUGGGGCUGAAAACCACCCUCUUCAUCUACACGGACACAACGUUUAUGUAGUCGGUCAAGGUACAGGAAAUUUUAAUUCUGCAACUGACCCUGCCAACUAUAAUCUUGUUGACCCGGUUGAAAGAAACACAGUUGGUGUGCCUUCUGGCGGAUGGGUUGCAGUCAGAUUUCGGGCUGAUAAUCCCGGGGUUUGGUUUAUGCAUUGUCAUAUUGAGAUUCACUUGAGUUGGGGUUUGAAAAUGGCUUGGGCUGUUAAAGAUGGAAACCUUCCAAACCAAAAGUUACCUCCGCCACCUUCUGAUCUUCCAAAGUGCUGACUUUGACUUUAUUUGGUUACCCAAAAUGUUGACUUUGACUCCAUGAGUCUUUUGUUUUUCGAGUUUCCAAGUUACGUAUUUGUGAGUGAUUGUUUGUACGGCGUUUUUGGCUAUUCAAUGCUCUUUUUUUUUCCUUCAAAUGUAUGUAAAUUGUUACAAUAAUUGUUUGAUAUGCAAAAAGUAUUUUAUUUAAAUGUUUAUACUUUA
Messenger RNA from Erigeron canadensis, 1986 nucleotides. Its product is annotated as laccase-2-like. The record is from RefSeq and is a predicted model, not a curated record. Gene Ontology annotation, molecular function: copper ion binding; hydroquinone:oxygen oxidoreductase activity. The transcript is spliced from 5 exons. Gene Ontology annotation, biological process: lignin catabolic process. The coding region runs from base 28 to 1779 and encodes 583 amino acids. Gene Ontology annotation, cellular component: apoplast. Lineage: Eukaryota; Viridiplantae; Streptophyta; Magnoliopsida; Asterales; Asteraceae.